UCAUGAAUUCUCCGGCUGCAAACGCUCUGGUUUUCUUGGUUGCUUUUACUCUACUCACGUUGUCUGAAGUUUCAAGUUGUUCGUCAGGAUGGACUCUCAGUGGAAGUAGUUGCUAUCGCCGUUUCAAUACGAAGAAAACGUGGAAUAAUGCUGAAGCUGAUUGUGUCAAGAGAGGCGGACAUCUCGUAUCUAUCGGGUCAUUCAGUGAAAAUACUCUGGUGUAUGACAUAGAAGGAAGCAACAACAGGGAGAACGUUUGGAUUGGAAUAAACAAAGAUAGGUCAAGCAAAGUUUGGAGUGAUGGUACAAAUAUUUCAUACAAACUUUGGAAUAAAGAUCGGCGACGACGGCGACGCGACGACGACGACGACGACGACGAAUGCGUAAGAAUGCGUCGUAAAAACGGUAAAUGGGACUAUAAGGAGUGUGAUGAUGAUGAUGAUGAGUAUUACUACGUUUGUGAAACAUCAGCCCCGACUACCAACCCUUCUACUACUAUUGUAUCUUCAGUGCAAAUAUCUACCGCACCGUCAACCACUGUUGCAGCCACUACGUAUCGUUCUACAACCAGAAAUCCCACCACGUCUGCCUCAAUUACAACGCAAUCGACGUCAGUAGCAACGACUGUUGUAUCACCGACUACUGCUGAAGGCAGCACACAGUUAGUGUUUACUACAGUUUCUAAGUCUGAAUCAAGCACAACACAAGCUACUACGUCAGUACCAACAACUGAACCACAACCAACCACUGAUGAAGCCAGUACACAACUGCCUACCACAACUACUAUGUCUGCCUCACUUUUAACGCAAUCCAGUUCAACAUCAAAACCUAUUUUAUUGUCAAAAGGUAUCACACAAUUGCCUACCACCACUUUUUCGUCUGCGUCAAUUGCAACGCGAUCUACAUCACUUGGCACAACUGUUUCACGUCCCAACACUAUUGAAGUCAGCACACAACUGCCCACCACAACUAUGUCUGCGUCAUCCAGAAAGACUACAAGAGCAACAACCCGUAUGUCAAGAACAACGACUGCUCGCGCUAAUGACGCUCUUUCUACACCGAUUCGUUCAACACCUUCGUUGCCUGUCUUGCCUCGUGGUUUUACAAAGGCUGUGGUCACGAAACGUAAAUUCGAGUCACAAAUACACACAACACAAAUUUCUAGGGCCACCAAUUCCUUCCAGUCAACGUCAACAAAAACUCGUGAAACAACGACGCAACCGACUGCAAAUCUAAACGUGAAUAUAAUAGCAAAUGAAGCAAAAUCGAGUUCUUCAAACACCACAAUAUACGCAGCAGUUGGUGCUGCAAUUGGAGUUAUUGUUUUAAUCGUGUCUGUAAUUUCUGUCUUUGUUUUCUGGAGAAGAAGAGCAGGAAAGUCGGAUGCUAAAACAAUUCGAUCACAUGAACAUGUGGCAGACAAAUCAUAUGAAAACGGUGUUGUAGUUAAUUCUACAAUUUCAAGGGUUUUCUUCACUAAAAGUUGGUGGGCAAAUGACGUGGAACUUACAGCAAUUUCAUUAAAUAGGAAACAUAAAGAGAGCAACGCGUCAAAUACAAUGGAUGUAAAGACAUCAGACGAUAUGCAGUUGAAUCCACUGUAUAGUACCAAUGCUUUGCGAAAUCUGAUGACUGAAAAUUUUUCAAUGGCUGCGUCUCGUAAAGAUUCGAGAUCUGGCAAGAUUAUUACACUCUAUCAAUCAGCAGAUCUGUUAGAGAGACCGACGGCACGUGAGUCAGAGAACGUCAUUUACAACAUGUGACGUGCAUGCUGCAUGGGGUAGCAACUAGCAGUUACAUGUGUUACGAUUUUUACAUCACUGUGUUAGCAAUGCCGUAAUAUAA
This is a messenger RNA of Corticium candelabrum, 1845 nucleotides long. RefSeq names its product hepatitis A virus cellular receptor 1-like. The coding region runs from base 3 to 1763 and encodes 586 amino acids. The record is from RefSeq and is a predicted model, not a curated record. Lineage: Eukaryota; Metazoa; Porifera; Homoscleromorpha; Homosclerophorida; Plakinidae. The transcript is spliced from 4 exons.